Messenger RNA from Cannabis sativa, 2214 nucleotides. RefSeq lists its product as uncharacterized. Bases 1024 to 2214 code for a protein of 396 amino acids. Gene Ontology annotation, molecular function: nucleic acid binding; zinc ion binding. The transcript is spliced from 3 exons. The record is from RefSeq and is a predicted model, not a curated record. Lineage: Eukaryota; Viridiplantae; Streptophyta; Magnoliopsida; Rosales; Cannabaceae.
UAUACGACCUAAGGAAGCUUUUUAACGUGGUAUAAGGGGCGGAAGUCGUCGUUUUAAGAUUCGCCAUUUUUGAAGCUUCAAAGGUGCGGCUUAGUUACGGACUCGAAUUCGAACGUGUUUAAGCUUGUUCUUGGGUCAAGGGAGGUUAUAUUUGAGUGCAUGGGACCCUAAGGAUUGUUUUUGACGUAAGAAAACGAAGCUUUAACGUCCAAAACGAAAAUCCAAAAUUUUGGACUCCAUUAAAGACGGUACACCGCCAACGAAGAAGACAACCCCGAUCUGCCUUCUCGGACCACUUUUCUUGAUCGUUUUGAGGUCCUGAGCAUUGUGGAGAGCUUCCCCAAUCGAAAGGACGCUUCAAGAGCAAUCGGAGACAAAGUUACACUUUACCGGCGACGAAACCGACGAGAACGCCGGCGACCGCGUUCUGACCGUUUCUGAGGAUCUUGUUCUCAACAAGGAAAUUCGUUGAGGUGCUCGAGGUAGCAAGUGUGGUCUUAGCAACUGAGGUAAGGGUAAGGCUAAGCAGUGAGAAUGAAGAGCUCGAGGCGUGGACCGCAUGUUAGGGGGGCUGGCACAGUAUUUUGCUUUUAAUGUUUUUAACUGCUAAACAUUUUGGAACUAUUAUUUUGACUUAACUAGUUCUUAUUUAAGUUUACAGUACUAAAAGAAUUUUGUUUUAAACAAUGAGAUCUCAUGCUUGGAUAUUUUUCAAUAAAGAAGUAUUUGUUUGUCUUUAUCUUAUUAAAUUGUUUUAUACGGACUAUCCUAUGUGACAUCUCGGGAAAUCGGGGUGUUACAUUAUGGUACCAGAGCAAUACGGUCCUAAAGAAUGUGGUUAGCCCUAACAUGUAAAGUUCACCGCCAUGAGACGAGCUCGACUCACUGUACUGUAAGUGGUUAUUACUUAUAAUUAAGUUGCCUUAAAUUUCUGCAUGCGAGAGGGUAACAUUAUUUUCAUGUAAAAUUGAUGAUCAAAAUGAUCUUGAUGUGUAUUGGUUUGUGUGGUUCAGGAGUUUAGAAAUGCCUCCUAGAAGGUCAGUUAGAGUGGGUCGAGGUCGAGGCCAAGGCCAAGGCCGAGAUGAUGGAGGGAUUAAUGAACCACCUCAAGCACCACAGGGAUGGGAAGAGCGCAUUGCCACACUGGAAGGAAUCAUUCAUAGGCAGGAUGAAGAACUUCGUCAGCUGAGACGUCAACCGGAGCAGCCAGUCCAAAUAAGGCAGGAUGCAGAAAAUAGAGACCCACCAGCUGCAGUGGUAUAUCCUGCUACAGAGGCUAGACAUGAGUUGUUAGCAGAGAGAUUUCGGAAACAACACCCACCUGAGUUUGAGGGAGGCAUAGACCCGGUAGUGGCUGAGGAGUGGAUAAGUCGCAUAGAAAGCAUUUUGCAGAUGCUAAGAGUGGAUGGGAAUGACCGAGUGAAGUGUGCAUCUUACAUGCUGAGGAAAGAUGCUCGUAUCUGGUGGGAGGUGGUGGAACAAACAAAGGAUGUAGAUACCAUGAACUGGGACGAUUUCAAAAGGGUCUUUAAUGAGAAGUAUUAUAACUCAGCAGUUCUAGCAGCAAAGGUCGAUGAAUUUACUGGGUUAGUCCAAGGGAGUCUUACUGUGACUGAGUAUGCACAAAAAUUUGAUAGAUUGGCAAAAUUCGCUCCAGAUCUGGUACCUACUGAUAGAGUGCGAGCACAUCGAUUUGUGGAGGGCCUGAAACCAAUGGUUGCUCGAGAUGUGGAAAUUGUGUCAAGGGGUCAAUUCAGUUAUGCUCAAGUUGUCGAAAUGGCUCUUACGGCGGAGCGGAGUGAAAACAAAAUUUGGAAGGAAAAUGCUGCCAGGAGAGAAUCUAAGAAAGGUGGAGCCAAUUCUAAUGACCACAAGAAACGGGGACAGGACCAGUCCGGGCAGCCAAGUCAAGACAAGAGGUACAAAAGUGAUAACGACCAACGAUUUAAUGGCAGCAGUGGGCGAAACAUUCCAGAAUGCCCUAAAUGUACCAAACGUCAUCUCGGCGAGUGUCGCGCAAAAGCAUGCUACAAAUGUGGAAAAGAAGGACACAUCAAACGCAAUUGCCCACUGUGGGGACGGAGCGGGAAUAGAGCGGAACCCAAGAAAGAUGACAAGUAUGUUCCGGCCCGAGUUUUUGCCAUCACUCAAGCGAACCGAGGCCGGUCCUUCGGUUGUAUCAGGUCAGAUUCCUAUGGCCAACACCACUUGUAA